UCGGGCGACGAGGGUGCCGCCGCCGCGGAGGAAGCGCCGGGCGCCCUCGCUGCUCUGCCCGGGAGCGGCGGCCGGGUGUGGACAAAACCAAGCUUGUGAGGAUGGACUAUGCAAAGAAGUCUCUGGGUCUGCUCUCUCCACUCUCCCUCUCCAAGUGUGUGUCUGCCAGUGCCUCUGUGACCCAGCAGCUGCUGGCCAGUCCUGCUCCCCCUGCCCGGCCUUUCCGGGUGAGCAACUGCGAUCGCACCUUGCGCAAGGGGAUCAUGGCUGACAGCUUGAAGGAUCUGCAGGAAAAGGUACGCAGCGCCUUGUCCAUCGCGGGCAACUUUUCGCUUGUCCUGGAUGAGGACAGCACCGUUGUGGAGACGGAAGACUUCUUCCAGACGCUGGAGGAGGGGACAGUGCUGCUGGUGCUGACCAAGGGGCAGACGUGGCGCCCGGCCAAGGCGGCAGGUUACCAGUUCGCACUGUCCCACAAGCCACGGCGGAGGAUUGAUGUGGCCUGCGUAACCUUCGACCUCUACAAGACCAACCCUCGAGACUUCAUCGGCUGCUUGAAUGUCAAGGCUACGCUCUACGGGACCUACAGCAUGUCUUAUGAUAUGCAAUGCCACGGGGCCAAGAAGAUCAUGAAGGAAGCGUUGCGCUGGACACUCUUCACCAUGCAGGCGACCGGCCACGUCCUGCUCGGCACGUCCUGUUAUGUGCAGCAGCUGCUGAACGCUGCCGAGAAGUCGGAGGAAGAAGACGACUCGCCAUCUUUGCGCCACCUCCUGCCGCCGCCUUCCAGAUCCAUGCUGGAAUGAUGCAGAUGACGGCCAAGGCAUCUGUCUUUCCUGCUACGUCUGUGGAAUGCACGCCAGUCACUGCCAGUGCCGC
Varanus komodoensis (Komodo dragon) is the source of this 879-nucleotide messenger RNA. It is a transcript of the gene CIDEC, whose product is annotated as cell death inducing DFFA like effector c. Lineage: Eukaryota; Metazoa; Chordata; Lepidosauria; Squamata; Varanidae. Gene Ontology annotation, biological process: regulation of apoptotic process; apoptotic process. The transcript has 6 exons. Bases 102 to 806 code for a protein of 234 amino acids. The record is from RefSeq and is a predicted model, not a curated record.